This is a messenger RNA of Cokeromyces recurvatus, 710 nucleotides long. RefSeq lists its product as uncharacterized. The record is from RefSeq and is a predicted model, not a curated record. The transcript has a single exon. Lineage: Eukaryota; Fungi; Mucoromycota; Mucoromycetes; Mucorales; Mucoraceae. Bases 1 to 228 code for a protein of 75 amino acids.
AUGACUUGCAUUUGUUUCAUGUGGAAGCCCCCCCCCCUCUUGGUACCACUUGCUACCUUUUGCUUUUUUUGUGAGUUUGACUUGGGAACUUGCUGGGAAACCACAAUUAGCCCAUACGCGGAUAGACAGCCCAAAAAUAUUCAAGUUAACACCCUCAGCUUGAACUUCUACUUCUGCAGGUCUUCCUUCCUUGAACCAAGCUACAGCACGUACCCAUAUUCUUCUUGAAUCCACUUUUGUCUAGGAAAACUGCAUUUUCUUCUUUUGUAGUCGAUUUUAUUUUUCCUCAAAAUAUUCGGCAAAUUGUCUUUGUCGUUCUUUCGUGUCAUAAAAAUUUCUGGCUGCCAAUCUAACUUGUAUACGAGUGAGGGUAAAAUCCAGCUUGUCGGUUAUGUGGCGAUAUACGCUUAAUUUAUUGAUAGACAGACAGACAGACAGACAAACCUUCGAAAGUGGCACAAAGAUGUUCGGUAACAUCCUUUACAAUACAACUAGGGUAUUCCUCGACAUAUUUUUUCAAUGACUUCUGAGUGUAAUCUUGACGUUAUUUCUUUUUCUUUUGACUUCAGAUGCUAAUGAUAGCCUGCUAAAACUGUUUCUCCAUUUGCUUUUCCAUUUUAUUGUUGAAUUUAGUAAGCCAUGGCAUAUUCAAUACCAGCCUCUUUAGCAGCUUUAGGGAACCUCCUGUUUUUUUUUUUUUUUUUUUUUUU